Suillus subalutaceus is the source of this 840-nucleotide messenger RNA. RefSeq lists its product as uncharacterized. Lineage: Eukaryota; Fungi; Basidiomycota; Agaricomycetes; Boletales; Suillaceae. The record is from RefSeq and is a predicted model, not a curated record. The transcript is spliced from 4 exons. Bases 1 to 840 code for a protein of 279 amino acids.
AUGUCUGCCCAACAAUCCAACAAUGCCUUGUUGGUCGCCGACAAAUCAUUGCGUUCACACCUCAACUGGAUCAAACUCUUUCAGUCAGAUGGCCGGGUGGUGGUUGACCAGGCACAUGAAGUUGCCAAGCUAGUAUCACAAGCACUCCAGCAACACGGCAGGAAUGCGUCGGUCAUUCCGCCGUUGCUGCUCUCUGCAGCCGCUGAAGUUCGUGAGACAAUGAACGUCGGUCAGGUCCCCCAAUGGGAACGUGUGCGGGUGGAUGAUUCCCGCUUUGAAUCACACCCCUUCUUCCCCAAGACACAAGGGCUUGCUGCACCUGCACUGGCGCCAGUGCCAACCCCAGUCCCAGUCCCAGUCCCAGUCCCAGUCCUGCCCCCAGCUCCCAAGGUGAUGUCGGUCCCACCAAUUGACUCACUUCCCAUCAAGGCUGCCAAGCCGACGGCCGAUAAGGGGAAGCAGCCGGUUCGGGGGACUCGGCGAGCCAGGGAGGAUGAGUCAGGUGAGUCGGGCGACGUCUCACGCAAGAAGCGUAGGAUCGUGUUGAAGGCCAUCAUCUCUGACACCGAAGAUGAUGAUGGCCAGCCAGGCAAGACCAUCAUUGUGGUAAAGCCAUCUAAGGCGGCGGUGCCUCAGACUCCAGCCCCCGCCAAGAAGGUGAAGCAGGUGAGAUUCACCUCGUCCCCUCGGUCAUCACCACUCAGAGAUAUCCAGGCCGACACCAAGGAGCGCAUUGGCCGACCAACGCCGAAGGGUAAGGGAAAGGAGAAGGAGAAGGAACAGGCUGUGACGAUCGCCGAGGGUGAUGUGGUGAGUUUCGCCGGUUCUAUACAUGACUGA